AUGUAUGAAUAUGAAGAUGAAACAUUUGAAAGAGAAGACGAAACACAGACGAAUGCUGAUGGUUCUAAUGACGAUGGAGUGGAGAAUUUUGAUGAUGAAUUAAAAUUGAGUGUAAUUCAAUAUGAUGGUGAUCAUUGGAAAAUUAGAUCUACGAAAAUCCCUGGAAUGGUUGAAAUCAAAUUAUCACCUCUAACACAAAAAAUUCUAGGAUGUGAAGUUGGAGAAGAUGUUACCACUGAAUAUCCAUGGGUGUUUGUUAGAAAAGAAAUAAUAGAAGAUAAUCUUGACUUACACAGAAAAAGUAGUGAUUUUGUUCCAGUUCGAAAUCAAAUCCUAGAAUAUCCUGAGAAACAGGUUCUCAUUGGUUAUGCUUCGCGUAUGACUGAUGAUUAUGGACAUUUCUACGUUUGCCUGACAAACAGCAGCGCCAAUGUCAUCAUGAAUCAAAUUGAAGCUCAGAGAUCUGAAAAUGAAAAAAGUAUAAAAAAUGCUGUAUUCAAAAAGCCUGGUGCAUGGCAAUCAUAUGGUAGCGAAAUUGAAGUCGAUGAAUCUAUUGUUAAAAAUAGAAGAGAACGGUACGUGAUCGAGAUAGAAACACAUAAAAAGUACUCUCACUCACCAAAAGUCUUGGUAAACCGCAACGUUGAAGACCAAAGAGAUGGUUACGUGGAACUUGUACCGUCAAGGCAAAGCUUUAACAACGUGUCUAAAAGAGUAGUUUCUCGAGGUGACCAGGCCAAUCCUGCAACUAGUGAUAACGAAGCCCAGACGACAAUUUCGGCUCCUAUAAACUCGUGGUCUCAGUACUUGUAUGACCAUAAACCGAUCAAUACUUACAAUGAAGACGAGGCGAAUGCUAUCCAGAAAUUUCUUAAUAAUAAUAUUGACAUGAUAUGCGAGGAACUUCUUCUGAACGAAAUCUGUGAUCCUCACACAGAUGAUUGUGAGAAGUUAGUGAAGCAUGAAAGAGAUACUAAAGCUCCAGUACCAAUCACCUUUACAGAAUACCAACAUUAUCACGAUGGUCAAUUAACUAAAGAAAAAGUUAUUAAUGAUCUUUGCUGGCAUCCUCUUUUAAGUGGAAUAGCUAUUGCCACCUAUACAACUCACUGUAAAAGUGCAUUUUUUCGAGGACGACAAACUCAAGAAAAAAUACCACAAAGCUUUUCCAGAGAUAACAAAGUACUUGUGUGGUCCUUCAACGACUGUCUACAGCCUAAAUUGAUUCUAGAAUGCCCUCGAGAAGUGACCGCAAUUUCUAUUAGACCUCUCGAUGGAAAUGUUGUAGUUGGGGGUUGUUCUAAUGGUCAGAUAGCAGUGUGGUCUAUUUUGGGAAAAAUUGAAGAAGUUGAAAAAACGAGUUCUGGGUCUCAGUUAAAAUACAGACAAGUUAUGAAAAAUUUAAUGAGCUGGAUGAAAGACACAACUAGUUCAAAUGUGAUUUAUCCAGCUGCAAUGUCUUCAAUCAAAAAUGGCCAGAAGGGUGCUAUUACCCAGAUAAUCUGGUUGGCAACUCACAGUAAGCUCAACGAGAAUGGAAAGAUGGUUGAGUUGGAAGAAAACUCUGAUGUUGAAGAACUUGGUUGGCAGUUUGUGACAUCUAGUGAGGACGGCAGUGUCGCCUUCUGGGACCUGAGAGUACGCGAGGAAAUGGAACGAUCCAACGUGCCAAAGCAAAGAGGAAAAAAGAAAAAAAAUAUACCCAAACCUAAAGCUCUUACUCAAUUGAUCUCACCGUUCAAGAUUCUUGACGGUGUAUUCAGCCCCACAUACAUGCUCUCUGUGAAGCAUUUCAACCAAGAACGUCGAGUUGUCAUCACAACAAUGAGCUUUUAUGUGCCAAAAAUACGAAGGGUAGAAGUUGAGCCACUUCCUAUUGAUUCCGCUGACAUAGGAAUGAGAAGACACUACAAGUCAGUGGUAGAGAAACCGGCGAACAUUACAUGGGGAAUGAUUUUCUUGGGCACUCUUGAGGGUGAUGUAGGAAGGGUGGCUUGGAAUGGCUUUGAGUUUAGCAAUGACUUGAGAAUGAAUCGAGAAUCUGUGAAAUGGAUUUGGAAGAAUGAGGGCAUCCAUGAUGGACCUGUCACCCACUCAGUAAGAUCUAAUUACCUAGACGAUAUCAUAUUAACCAUUGGAGGAAAAACAUUUGCCAUUUGGCGAGAAGACUUUGAUGAACCUGUUUUUCUAAGACGAUGUACAGUAAGAUAUACAGCUUGUUCCUGGAGUAAUUCACGUCCAACAGUUCUAAUGUUAGCACGUGUAGACGGUACAGUUGAGAUCUGGGACCUUAUUGUCAAGAGUAACGAAGCUUGCUUCACACAAAGUGUUUCGGGUCGGAUCAUCACUGGAAUUUAUAGUCAUGACCUUUAUCUAAAACCUGAAUGCGUUGCUUUUUGUGACUCAAACGGUACGAUGCGGGUCUUUACAGCCCCACUGGACUUCUCCGUCUUUGAGGAAAGUAAUGUUGAGUGGAUGAAAGCAUUCGUGGAGCGAGAGGUUAACAGAAAACCUAAAUCAGGACAAUUUAUUGAGGAAGCAAAAAGCAGAUGGAAAGCAAUGGAAUUGGAGCGAAUGCAAAGGGUCAUUUUGGAAAAGAAAGGACUUCGUGCGGAAGAUCUAGAAAGGCGACGGGAGCCUGUACUAAAGCUACGACAGGAAGUACGAAAAAAGAAGGAAAAAAUUCGUGAUGUGAUGCAGCAGCAAGACCGGAUAUUCGAGGACACAGUAGCCUUCCUGUUUCCGGAACGGAACUACGAACGUGAGCAUGCCGGCGUGACCACUGAGAUAGUACAGAAAGAGAAAUCUGAUGGCGAGUACGUUAAGGACAUGGAGAAAGUUAGGAUAGAAGCUCUUAUUCAUCCCUUCAAAACUGCUUCAAGUUCUGGUAGUUUGAUGUCAACGUCAGGCAAUUUGGAAGAAGAGAUUAUACACAACUUUGAACGAGUUGCUGCCGAGGCUUCACUCUUUAUACAACAACAUCCGUACAAGGAUUCUUUCAAUUGGAAAGAUGUAUUUCGUGAUGGAUUAAGAAGACGACAUAUCUUAGAUGUCAAAUUACGCUCAAUUAAAAGAAAAGAACAAUCUAACAUUGUUGAGAUUUCAAAACAAUCUUCUCUUAAAGAAUUGGAUGAAGAAAAAUACAAUAAUGAUUAUUGGAAGACACUACAAGAAGGUAAACUUGAUUUAUCUUCAAAAGUGAUAAUUUACUGA
Messenger RNA from Chelonus insularis, 3213 nucleotides. Its product is annotated as WD repeat-containing protein 63-like. The transcript has 11 exons. The record is from RefSeq and is a predicted model, not a curated record. NCBI's taxonomy places the organism in Eukaryota, Metazoa, Arthropoda, Insecta, Hymenoptera, Braconidae. Gene Ontology annotation, biological process: cilium movement involved in cell motility; inner dynein arm assembly. Bases 1 to 3213 code for a protein of 1070 amino acids. Gene Ontology annotation, molecular function: dynein heavy chain binding; dynein light chain binding. Gene Ontology annotation, cellular component: inner dynein arm.